Messenger RNA from Procambarus clarkii (red swamp crayfish), 1575 nucleotides. The record is from RefSeq and is a predicted model, not a curated record. Lineage: Eukaryota; Metazoa; Arthropoda; Malacostraca; Decapoda; Cambaridae.
CGUCCACCCACCACUGCCGGCUCCCUCUGACACACGCCUCGCUCCCACAACUCUUCACUCCAUGACUGCACAUUACCAGCUGGGACUGCUGUGUGCUCAACAGUCGCCACAAGCACACCUCAUCACAGUAACAUCAUUAUAAUAGAAAUUGGAGAGGAAAUUUCGUGAUGAUAAGAGAUAGUGUGAGUGAAGUGGAGGAAGGCAGGUCAUGACAGGUGUACACCUACACCGACAUUACACUACGGCAGGAACACGUCCUCUGACACAAACAUUGUACCACUCUUACACUAUGAUUAAUUUAACUAUUUUCCAUAACCUGUAGAACAACACAGCAGUGUCAGCUAUGACUACUGAGAGGCUGGUUCAUGGUUCUCAGGUGACAGUGUUUACGUGUUUACCUGUGAGCAACAGCUGCAGCAGCAGCCGGAGUACCACCACCACCACCAGGAGUACCACCACUAGCAGGAAGAGUACUACCAUCAGCAGCAGCAGCAGCAGAAGAGUCAGCACAAUGGCUGGCACAAGUGGAUAUGGCUAUACAUGACUGGCAGAUCAAACCACUUACCUUAAGGAAAUCCACUGACAGUGAAGGGUCACCGUCAGAGAGUAACAAGAGUUCGAGGAGAAUACUCGACAGGAUCAAACUGUGAUCCUCAUUUUUGUUCCCAACAAAAUGUCCUGUUUGACUGAGGAAAUUAAGAAACACGUGUAAACGGAACCUAACCUAAUCAUAUUUGUGGCCAGAGACUGGAGGAAAGUUGGAAGUAGGUGAUGAACAUAGAGCAACAUACACCACUCCAGCACGUGCCUCAGGUGUGUAAGGAAGGUGUUCACAGUGAUAUACCUGUCUAACUUGUCUAGCCUACAACAUGGCCACCUACAACUUUACGCCCAACUUUCAAAAACUCCAACAACAGUUUUCAGCCCCGACUGAUUCACCAGGAAGCCAGAAUAAUAAACCAUCAACAGAAGGCAGAAUGGACACAGCCAGGAACCUCCAAGUUUGAACAUGGUGGAUACAAAUCCGUCCUUAAUAAAGCCCAGAUGUCAUGACCUGCACAAUGAAAUCACAAUAACAUGAUGUAUCAAAGAAAAUACCGAGUCAUUAUAAUUGGAUCAAACCAUCAUAAAUUGUUUGCUUUGUUUCAUAUCAAAUGUGAGAGAUAAUAUAUUCAAGAUCUUAACUACUGAAGUGAUAAAAUAAUAAAAGUUGAAACAGAGGCACAAUCUGCCAUUUACUAAAGUUAGCCCAAGUAAUUGAUCGACAAACAAUAAAAUGAUCAAAGACUCUUGAAAGUGACUAACAUAUACAAGGUAUUUAAAUCACACACCAAAAUACCGGGUUUACGGCUAAGCUGAAGUAUUAUUCUACAGACUAUGUGUUAUAUUCCCCGUAGUACAGUCGGAAUUGUUCUCGACUCACAAUCCAGAAUUCAGUGUUCGAAUCCCGUGUGGGAGAGAAAUGGUUGGGAGAGUGUUCCCCCAGUUCACCCAGCAGUAAAUAUGUACAGACGAGUUAGUCAACUUCUUGUGAGGUUGCCUCCUGGCGACGGUCAGUAAUUCAACUUUGGUAUG